AUGGCCGGAAAAUUAAAGCCUGCGCAAGUUUUUCAGCUACUAUGCAUAUUUUCCAUCGUCUUCUCCCUCUUCGCAUUCUCGGUGAAUGUUUCCAGUGAAGCUGAUUUUCAAGAAGCCGUGCAGCCAGAAGGUAAAACGACGACGGUUUGGCUAUCUAAAAUCAAACAGUCCGGUAAUAACUACUGGGGGAAACUCAAAGAGAGUUUAGGUCGUGGUCACGCUCGCUUUUUCCCUCCAAACAUAGAUUUUAGAGGAAAGGAUGAUCCUUCGAUGGGAGCAGCAGGAAAGAUGAAAGAGGCGGUCACAAGGAGCUUCGAGCAUAGUAAAGACACGGUGGAGGAAGCUGCCAGAUCAGCGGGGGAGGUGGCGCGUGAUACGGCGGAAGCGGUGAAAGAAAAGGUGAAGAGGAGCGUUUCCGGGAAAGAGACGACGCAGAAACAGCCGGAGGGUUCUGAGGAACUUUGA
Messenger RNA from Microthlaspi erraticum, 465 nucleotides. The record is from the annotation of a GenBank genome assembly. NCBI's taxonomy places the organism in Eukaryota, Viridiplantae, Streptophyta, Magnoliopsida, Brassicales, Brassicaceae.